Varroa destructor (honeybee mite) is the source of this 1372-nucleotide messenger RNA. It is a transcript of the gene TrpRS-m, whose product is annotated as Tryptophanyl-tRNA synthetase, mitochondrial. Gene Ontology annotation, biological process: mitochondrial tryptophanyl-tRNA aminoacylation. NCBI's taxonomy places the organism in Eukaryota, Metazoa, Arthropoda, Arachnida, Mesostigmata, Varroidae. Gene Ontology annotation, molecular function: tryptophan-tRNA ligase activity; ATP binding. Gene Ontology annotation, cellular component: mitochondrion; mitochondrial matrix. The record is from RefSeq and is a predicted model, not a curated record.
UCUCAUAAGGAGCACUGACUAUAAGUGUCCAUAAAAAUUAGAUGCACUAGAAAUUUUUUAACGAAAUUAAGUACUUCAUCAUAUAGUACGUGCCUGUCAAUACCUGUUUGUAAAUUUAAUCAAGUCAUAAUGCUGUGAAACAAAAAUACAUUUGGUCAAAUUUGUAUUUCACUCGGUUUAGGCGUCAUUUCAGCUUGUGUGUGGCUUUACCGUGAGUAUUAUGGCAACGAUUGCGCGGUUCAGCCGUAAAGUGUUCUCUGGUAUCCAGCCCACUGGAGUUCCUCAUUUAGGAAACUAUUUUGGUGCUAUCACUCAAUGGACGGCAUUACAAGAAGAAGUAGAAACAAAGUGUCUUUAUUCAGUUGUGGAUCUGCAUUCGGUUACAGUACCUCAUUACGAUCCGAAAGCUUUACAAGAAAAAAUAGAAGUUACGACGGCUUCUUUGUUGGCUUGUGGAGUACGAUCCGACACAUUAUUCUUGCAAAGCAUGGUGCCCGAACACGGCCAGCUCUGCUGGCUGUUCAACUGCAUUUCGACAAUGAACAAAAUGUACCAUUUUCCACAAUUCAAAGAGAAAUCACAGGGAAUGCGAGAAACCCCCCUUGGUCUCUAUCUCUAUCCAAUACUUCAAUCGGCCGAUGUAUUAUUAUACAAAGGCACCCAUGUACCAGUUGGUCAAGAUCAACUGCCGCACAUACAUCUCAUUAAUGAUAUUGCCCACACGUUCAACAAACGCUUUGGAAAAAACAUAUUUCCUAAAUGCAAACCAAUCCUCGACACCAAGAGUUCUCGUCUACGAGAUUUGCGGUAUCCUGAUAAGAAAAUGUCGAAGAGCGCGGAUCCGAAAGGAAAGAUUGACUUAAACGAGUCACCCGACAACAUUCGUUCUAAAAUAAAAAAAUCAAUGACAGACUGCCAGUCGGAGAUAACCUUCGAGCCGGAAACGCGACCUGGUGUAUCUAACCUCGUCUUAAUUCAUUCUCUCUGUUCAGGCAAAUCGACGGCGGAAAUCGUUGCUUCAGCAAAGGGAAUCGACACCGGCCAGUAUAAAGAAGCUGUGGCCAUAGCUGUUAUAGAACGUCUAACUCCAAUACGAGCCCGUAUGAACGAAUUGCUACAAAAUCGAUCAUAUCUUUGGCAACUUCUUAAGACUAACUCUGAGGCUUUGCGCCCAGAAGCCCAAAGUACUUUAGAGGAAGCUCGUAUUGCAAUGGGAAUGAUGAGAAGUACAAGCUGAUAUUUUACAAACAAACCAUUUGUUUCUUAAUGGUUAUCUAUUUUACUUAAUGGUUAUUAAAACUUACCUGCUCGAAUCGAGUGUGUCAUGUAUGGGGAUAUGUAUAAAUAUUUGUAAAUAUAUAUAUAUAUAUAU